GCGCAUCCUCGGCUCCGGUGUGCGUGGUUUCCUGCGGCUGGGUUGAGCAGCGGGCGUGUCUUCGGCGGGUGUGGCAGGCGUUACGCUAUAGAGGCGGAACGAUUCUCAGAGAUGGACAUUCGCGACUGCGGGCACUGUCUAUGCGAAGAAGCGAUCGACGCGGCGGCGAUGGCGGUGACCGUCGUCGUCGUCAACACGAUGAGCGACAUGUCGUCGUCCUCACGCGACAUGCUGAUGCAGCUCCGUAAACGAAGAGUGUUGUUGCAGAGCGUUGCCGAAGCGCCGGAUUGCGUGGCCACGUGUGAGGCAGUCGUCCAGUUGUGUGUCGCGCUGUCUUCUGGCGUUUUCCCGCGGCAGACCCCGCAAGUUGCGCAUGUCGAGGCCAUGUUCACCCAGAUCGUAGCCGCGUGCGCCACGUACGUGGAGAAGAAGGUCACGCACUAUAGGAUGCCAUUGCCAGUGGAGCAGGUGAUCGCUUUCGCGUUGUAUGGGUGGGCUUCUGGAGAGACGUACAAGAGCGGCACAUCAGCCUUUGACAUCGGGAGGGCCACUGCACUGCAGGCCGUCCGCGACAUGACUUCCGCGCUGAUGCAGGCGUACCCCGACGCGAUCAAGUGGCCAGUGGGCCGUAGACGUGCGCAGAUUCUGCGUGCUUUCCGUGAGAAGGGUUUCCCGAACUGCUUCGGCGCAAUCGACUGUACACACAUCUACAUUGACAAGCUCGCCGGCGCACCUUCGGCCAACUACUACGACCGCAAACARAAGUUCUCCGUGCAGGCGCAGGUGGUGGUGGAUUUGGAUCUGCGGAUCCUCGACGUCCACCUCGGAUACCCGGGAAGUGUGCACGACAUCCGUGUCCUGCACAAUUCCCGGCUGUGGAGGCGUGCAGAAACUGGCGAGCUGUUCGACGCACCUCCAGAGAAUCUGCCGCACGGUGUAGUAACGCGAGCUGGAGAUGGAGACGGAGAUGGAGAUGGAGAUAGAGAUGGAGAUGGGGAUGGAGAUGGAGAUGGAGAUGAAGCAGCAGGGGAGAUGGAGAUGGAGAUGGAGAUGGAGAUGGAGAUGGAGAUGCAGCUGAAAAUGGAGAUGGAGAUGGAGAUGGAGAUGGAGAUGGAGAUGGAGAUGGAGCAGAAGGGGACAAGGAGAUGGAGAUGGAGCUGCUCGGAAGGGGUCAACGCAUGCGAGAAGGAAAGCAGGAGGAAGUGGAGGAGCAGAGGGCUACGUAAAUGGGGAAGUUGACAAUGUAYCAUCAUCAUCAUCAUCGACAUCGUCAUCGUUGGUGUCAGCCGUUUGCCCCCUAUU
Chara braunii is the source of this 1302-nucleotide messenger RNA. NCBI's taxonomy places the organism in Eukaryota, Viridiplantae, Streptophyta, Charophyceae, Charales, Characeae. The record is from the annotation of a GenBank genome assembly.